Nematolebias whitei (Rio pearlfish) is the source of this 1585-nucleotide messenger RNA. It is a transcript of the gene slc35g1, whose product is annotated as solute carrier family 35 member G1. The transcript has 5 exons. Gene Ontology annotation, biological process: regulation of cytosolic calcium ion concentration; calcium ion export across plasma membrane. Lineage: Eukaryota; Metazoa; Chordata; Actinopteri; Cyprinodontiformes; Rivulidae. The coding region runs from base 144 to 1349 and encodes 401 amino acids. Gene Ontology annotation, cellular component: endoplasmic reticulum membrane; plasma membrane. The record is from RefSeq and is a predicted model, not a curated record.
AAAGGAACAUCCACACCGGGAGCUGCUGCGGCACCAAGGUGAGUGAUUAACCUUCGGUCUCUCCGGGAGACACGGACAGACAUCAGGCUGUGUCCUCACCGAGGCAUGCUGCCGCCGCUCAGCUGCCACAUCCCACCACCACCAUGGGCGAGUUAACGGCGGAGGACACCGCGGUAGCGGAGGAUGACGUGGCUGUGCUGUGUCACACAGCCGUCAGCCACGAAGAGCCAAACUGCUGCGACCAAGAAGCAGAAGAAUGUGGCGACGAACUGACGGAGGAGAGGAUACAUUUGAGAAACAACUGCCUCGGUCACGAUGACGACGAAGAGGCGACAAGAAGCGCGAGCUCGCAGCGGGAAGAGAAGAGGGCGACGCUGUGUCCGCCGGCGUGUUGCGUCACCAAGCUAGCAUCCUCCUCAGCAAGCGCGCGUGAAGAGAAGCCAAAGCGAUGUCCAGGUCUGGGAUUGUUCUAUGCUUUCCUGUCCACAGUUUUCUUCUCCAUCAUUUCCCUUUUGGUGAAAACCCUGCAGGAAGUCCACGCCAUAGAGAUAAGUGCAUUACGCUGCUUCUUCCAGAUGCUCUUCGUUGUGCCGUUACUCAUCUAUCACAAGACCGGUUUCCUCGGUCCCAGAGAUCAACGCAUUUAUCUGGUGCUUCGAGGUUUCCUCGGUUCCAAUGCAAUGAUCCUGCUCUACUAUGCAGUUCAGCAGAUGCCGCUGGCAGACGCCACCGUCAUCAUGUUCAGUAAUCCAGUUUUCACCUCUCUGCUGGCUUGGAUCUUCCUGAAGGAGAAAUGUACAAUCUGGGACUGUGUUUUCACCGUUUUCACCAUCACCGGAGUCAUCCUCAUCACCCGCCCGUCGUUCCUCUUCGGAGAGCAUCCUGGUGGCGUUGAGGGCACCAGUCACAUCAAGGGGGCUGUCGCCGCCUUUGCAGGAGCGAUUGCAGCUGCCUUUACGUUUGUUGUUCUCCGCAAGAUGGGGAAGAGCGUCCACUACUACCUGUCCGUGUGGUACUACGCUGUCAUCGGUCUCCUCGAGAGCAUCAUCACCGUAUCCAUCCUCGGCGAGUGGAAAAUGCCAAACUGCGGCCGCGAUCGCUGGAUGCUGAUUCUGAUUGCCGUCCUGGGCAUCGCUGGCCAGAUCUUCCUCACAAAGGCGCUGCAGCUUGAAAAGGCUGGACUCGUGUCCCUGAUGAGGACCGUCGACGUGGUGCUGGCUUUUAUCUUCCAGUUUAUUUUCUUCAAUCGUGCGCCGACCUGGUGGAGCCUCGGCGGCGCGCUGUGCGUGGUGGUGAGCACCAGUGGAAUAGCCGUUAGGAAGUGGUACAGCAACUCUCGCAAGAGCUGAAAGAUUGAAACGACAUUCAAUUUCUUUUUUUUUUUUAGUUUAGAUUUUUUUUUUUCUUUCUCAAUAGCACGUUAUAUGAAUUUAUUCUGUUAUUUGUUGUUUAGGUGAAAACGAGGAAGUUUGGCCUCUUUUUAGGGUUGAAAUCAGAAUGAUAAAUUUGACUUCCAUAUAUUUAUUCUCCACGGUCAACUUGUGUAAUUUACUCUAUGCCAGGGCUGUUCAACUAAACUGCUCCG